CUCAGAGGUGCCGGAGCGAAAUCGGGAGCUUACCGGAGAAUUCCUUGGGAUUGUUGGGGGGCAUCUCUCCUCCGCUGCUGUGCGCGGCGUGGCUCUUUCCCUGCUCCAUCCUGCUUCCCCGAGCCCGAGUCCUCGCCUUCAGCCCUUCGUGGGGCAGCAGCCACCGCUUAGCCUCGGCCGGGAGAUCCGAAAUGUGAGGAGGGGCCGCCGCUGCCUCCCGCCCCAGGCCGCAGGGUCGGCGUGAGGGAUGCCAGUCCGGCUGGCGCGGACGGCGGGCUGAGGGGCUUCGCCUGACAAACUGAGUUGGCCUCGCGCCGCCCGCCCCUCCCGCGGCCGCCGCUUCUAGGGGACUCUCAAGUCUGCGCACCUCUGUCGGGCUUUUGCUUCAACCACCCCCUUAGCUCUGAUUCCCGAAUUUUUUUUCCCCUAAGGGAGCGUGCGGUCUGAGGGGUGUGUGCGUGUGUGUAAGAGACCUCUGUCGCCGCGCGGCGUGUGGGAAACUGCGGGAAAAUGUUGACUUAACCCCAGGAGCCGCCCGGCGCUGGCUGCUUGGCUGGAGGCAGCGGCAGCGGCAGCCGAAGCAGGAGGACGCUCCGAGCCGCAGCCCUGCCUCCCGCGCGGACUCGGCGGCCGGCGACCCGCUGGCGGCCGGCCUCGGCCCUCCCCGGCCGGGGUCGCCGCUGCCCUCUGCGCCUCCCCCGGCUCGGCCCCUACACCAGACGGCCCUCCCCCGGGGCGCGCUCGCAGAAGGAGAUAUGAAGAUCAAUGAUGCAGACUGCUGGGUUCGAUGAAGCUGGACAUUUAUAACUAGAUUCAUUAAGGAAUACAAAGAAAAUAUUUAAAGGGAUCAAUAAUGGUGUCUUCUAGUUGCAGAAUGCGAAGUCUGUGGUUUAUCAUUAUAAUCAGCUUCUUACCUAAUACAGAAGGUUUCAGCAGAGCAGCUUUACCAUUUGGGUUAGUUAGGCGAGAAUUAUCCUGUGAAGGUUAUUCUAUAGAUCUGCGAUGUCCGGGCAGUGAUGUCAUCAUGAUUGAGAGCGCUAACUACGGUCGGACAGAUGACAAGAUUUGUGAUGCUGACCCAUUUCAGAUGGAAAAUACAGACUGCUACCUCCCAGAUGCCUUCAAAAUUAUGACUCAAAGGUGCAACAAUCGAACACAGUGUAUAGUAGUUACUGGGUCAGAUGUAUUUCCUGAUCCAUGUCCUGGAACAUACAAAUACCUUGAAGUCCAAUAUGAGUGUGUCCCUUACAUUUUUGUGUGCCCUGGGACCUUGAAAGCAAUUGUGGACUCACCAUGUAUAUAUGAAGCAGAACAAAAGGCAGGUGCUUGGUGCAAAGAUCCUCUUCAGGCUGCAGAUAAAAUUUAUUUCAUGCCCUGGACUCCCUAUCGUACUGAUACUUUAAUAGAAUAUGCUUCUUUAGAAGAUUUCCAAAACAGUCGUCAAACAACAACAUAUAAACUUCCAAAUCGAGUAGAUGGUACUGGAUUUGUGGUAUAUGAUGGUGCUGUCUUCUUUAACAAGGAAAGAACAAGGAAUAUUGUGAAAUUUGACUUGAGGACUAGAAUUAAGAGUGGCGAGGCCAUAAUUAACUAUGCCAACUACCAUGAUACCUCACCAUAUAGAUGGGGAGGAAAGACUGAUAUCGACCUAGCAGUUGAUGAAAAUGGCUUAUGGGUCAUUUAUGCCACUGAACAGAACAAUGGAAUGAUAGUUAUCAGCCAACUUAAUCCAUAUACUCUUCGAUUUGAAGCAACAUGGGAGACUGUAUACGACAAACGUGCUGCAUCAAAUGCUUUUAUGAUAUGUGGAGUGCUCUAUGUGGUCAGGUCCGUUUAUCAAGACAAUGAAAGUGAAACAGGCAAGAAUGCAAUUGAUUAUAUUUACAAUACCCGAUUAAACCGAGGAGAAUAUGUAGAUGUUCCCUUCCCCAACCAGUACCAGUAUAUUGCUGCGGUGGAUUACAAUCCAAGAGAUAACCAACUCUAUGUGUGGAAUAAUAACUUCAUUUUACGAUAUUCUCUGGAGUUUGGUCCACCUGAUCCUGCCCAAGUGCCUACCACAGCUGUGACAAUAACUUCUUCAGCUGAGCUGUUCAAAACCACAGUAUCAACCACAAGCACUACUUCACAGAAAGGCCCUAUGAGCACAACUGUAGCUGGAUCACAGGAAGGAAGCAAAGGGACAAAACCACCUCCAGCAGUUUCUACAACCAAAAUUCCUCCUGUAACAAAUAUUUUUCCCCUGCCAGAGAGAUUCUGCGAAGCGUUAGACGCGAGGGGGAUAAGGUGGCCUCAGACACAAAGGGGAAUGAUGGUUGAACGACCAUGUCCCAAGGGAACAAGAGGAACUGCCUCGUAUCUCUGCAUGGUUUCCACUGGAACAUGGAACCCUAAGGGCCCAGAUCUUAGCAACUGUACCUCACACUGGGUAAAUCAGCUGGCUCAGAAGAUCAGAAGUGGAGAAAACGCUGCUAGUCUUGCCAAUGAACUGGCUAAACAUACCAAAGGGCCUGUGUUUGCUGGGGAUGUGAGUUCUUCAGUGAGAUUGAUGGAGCAGCUGGUGGAUAUCCUUGAUGCUCAGCUCCAAGAACUGAAACCUAGUGAAAAGGAUUCAGCUGGACGGAGUUAUAACAAGCUCCAAAAACGAGAGAAGACAUGCAGGGCUUACCUUAAGGCAAUUGUUGACACUGUAGACAACCUUCUGAGACCUGAAGCUUUGGAAUCAUGGAAACAUAUGAAUUCUUCUGAACAAGCACAUACUGCAACAAUGUUACUUGAUACUUUGGAAGAAGGAGCUUUUGUCCUAGCUGACAAUCUCUUAGAACCAACAAGGGUCUCAAUGCCCACAGAAAAUAUUGUUCUGGAAGUUGCUGUACUUAGUACAGAAGGACAAGUCCAAGAUUUUAAAUUUCCUCUGGGCAUCAAAGGAGCAGGCAGCUCAAUUCAGCUCUCUGCAAAUACUGUCAAACAGAACAGCAGGAAUGGGCUUGCAAAGUUGGUGUUCAUCAUUUACCGUAGUCUGGGACAGUUCCUUAGUACAGAAAAUGCAACCAUAAAACUGGGUGCUGACUUCCUUGGUCGUAAUAGCACCAUUGCAGUGAAUUCUCACGUCAUUUCGGUUUCAAUCAAUAAAGAGUCCAGCCGAGUAUACCUGACUGAUCCUGUGCUUUUUACCCUGCCACACAUUGAUCCUGACAAUUAUUUCAAUGCAAACUGCUCCUUCUGGAACUACUCAGAGAGAACUAUGAUGGGAUAUUGGUCUACCCAGGGCUGCAAGCUGGUUGACACUAAUAAAACUCGUACAACGUGUGCAUGCAGCCACCUAACCAAUUUUGCAAUUCUCAUGGCCCACAGGGAAAUUGCAUAUAAAGAUGGAGUUCAUGAAUUACUUCUUACAGUCAUUACCUGGGUGGGAAUUGUCAUUUCCCUUGUUUGCCUGGCUAUCUGCAUCUUCACUUUCUGCUUUUUCCGUGGCCUACAGAGCGACCGCAAUACUAUUCACAAGAACCUUUGUAUCAAUCUUUUCAUUGCUGAAUUUAUUUUCCUAAUAGGCAUUGAUAAAACAAAAUACACGAUUGCAUGCCCAAUAUUUGCAGGACUUCUACAUUUUUUCUUUUUGGCGGCUUUUGCUUGGAUGUGCCUAGAAGGUGUGCAGCUCUAUCUAAUGUUAGUUGAAGUUUUUGAAAGUGAAUAUUCAAGGAAGAAAUAUUAUUAUGUUGCUGGUUACUUGUUUCCUGCCACAGUGGUUGGAGUUUCAGCUGCUAUUGACUAUAAGAGCUAUGGAACAGAAAAAGCUUGCUGGCUUCAUGUUGAUAACUAUUUUAUAUGGAGUUUCAUUGGACCUGUUACCUUCAUUAUUCUGCUAAAUAUUAUCUUCCUGGUGAUCACAUUGUGCAAAAUGGUGAAGCAUUCAAACACUUUAAAACCAGAUUCUAGCAGGUUGGAAAACAUUAAGUCUUGGGUGCUUGGUGCUUUCGCUCUUCUGUGUCUUCUUGGCCUGACCUGGUCAUUUGGGUUGCUUUUUAUUAAUGAGGAGACUAUUGUGAUGGCAUAUCUCUUCACCAUCUUUAAUGCUUUCCAGGGAGUGUUCAUUUUCAUCUUUCACUGUGCUCUCCAAAAGAAAGUACGAAAAGAAUAUGGCAAGUGCUUCAGACAUUCGUAUUGCUGUGGUGGCCUCCCAACUGAGAGCCCCCACAGUUCAGUGAAGGCAUCAACCACCAGAACCAGUGCUCGGUAUUCCUCUGGCACACAGAGUCGUAUAAGAAGGAUGUGGAAUGACACUGUGAGAAAACAAUCUGAAUCUUCUUUUAUCUCAGGUGACAUCAACAGCACUUCAACACUUAAUCAAGGACAUUCACUGAACAAUGCCAGGGAUACAAGUGCCAUGGAUACUCUACCGCUAAAUGGUAAUUUUAACAACAGCUACUCACUGCGCAAGGGGGACUAUAAUGACAGUGUGCAAGUCGUGGACUGUGGACUAAAUCUGAAUGAUACUGCUUUCGAGAAAAUGAUCAUUUCAGAAUUAGUGCACAACAACCUACGGGGCAGCAGCAAGACACACAACCUGGAGCUCACACUGCCAGUCAAACCAGUGAUUGGAGGUAGCAGCAGUGAAGAUGAUGCUAUUGUGGCAGAUGCCUCAUCUUUAAUGCACGGAGACAACCCAGGGCUGGAGCUCCAUCACAAGGAACUUGAGGCACCACUCAUUCCUCAGCGGACUCAUUCCCUUCUCUACCAACCCCAGAAGAAAGUGAAGCUCGAGGGAACUGACAGCUAUGUCUCCCAGCUGACGGCAGAGGCUGAGGAUCACCUACAGUCCCCCAACAGAGACUCUCUCUACACGAGCAUGCCCAAUCUUAGAGACUCUCCCUAUCAGGAGAGCAGCCCCGAAAUGGAAGAAGACCUCUCUCCCUCCAGGAGGAGUGAGAAUGAGGACAUUUACUAUAAAAGUAUGCCAAAUCUUGGAGCUGGCCACCAGCUUCAGAUGUGCUACCAGAUCAGCAGAGGCAAUAGUGAUGGUUACAUAAUCCCCAUUAACAAGGAAGGGUGUAUUCCAGAAGGAGAUGUGAGGGAAGGACAGAUGCAGCUGGUAACAAGUCUUUAACAGUACAGCUAAGGAAUCCCAAGGGCCACAUGCAAGUAUUAAUAAAUAAGUAAAGACUCCGUUGGCCCAACGCAGCUCCCUCAAACUCUGCUUGAAGAGACGCUCUGUUGACCUAUCAUCCUCCAGUGUAAAAAAGAUGACUGAACCUUGCAGUUCUGUGAAUUUUUAUAAAACAUACAAAAACUUUGUACAUACACAGAGUAUACUAAAAUGAAUUAUUUGUUACAAGGAAAAGAGAUGCCAACCAGGUAUUUUAAGAUUCUGCUGCUGUUUAGAAAAAUUGUGAAACAAACAAAACAGAACUUUCCAGCCAUUUUACUGCAGCAGUCUGUGAACUAAAUUUGUAAAUAUGGCUGCACCAUUUUUGUAGGCCUGCAUUGUAUUAUAUACAAGACGUAGGCUUUAAAAUCCUGUGGGACAAAUUUACUGUACCUUACUGUUCCUGACAAGACUUGGAAAAGCAGGAGAGAUAUUCUGCAUCAGUUUGCAGUUCACUGCAAAUCUUUUACAUUAAGGCAAAGAUUGAAAACAUGUUUAACCACUAGCAAUCAAGCCACAGGCCUUAUUUCAUAUGUUUCCUCAACUGUACAAUGAACUAUUCUCAUGAAAAAUGGCUAAAGAAAUUAUAUUUUGUUCUAUUGCUAGGGUAAAAUAAAUACAUUUGUGUCCAACUGAAAUAUAAUUGUCAUUAAAAUAAUUUUAAAGAGUUUGAAGGAAAUAUUGUGAAAAGCUCUUGGUUGCACAUAUGUUCUAAAAUGUUUUUUCUUAUACUUUGUCAUGGUAAGUUCUACCCAUUAUCACUUAUUUUCCACUGUAUACAGUGUUCUUACUUUGACAAGUUAGUCUUUAUUCUUACAUCUAAAUUUCUUAUUGCCAAAAGAACGUGUUCAAUGAGGAGAAAACUUGGAAGCCAGUUACGCCAUGCCUUGCACAAAUGUGGUGAAAUCUAGAAAAGACUGUGUGUUGCUCCUCUGUUUAUUCUUGAACAGAGGACAGAGGGCACUGGGCACUUCUUACAAACUUUCUAGUGAACAAAGGUGCCUAUUCUUUUUUAAAAAAUAAAAUAAAACCUAAAUAUUACUCUUCCAUAUUCCUUCUGCCUAUAUUUAGUAAUUAAUUUAUUUUAUGAUAAAGUUCUAAUGAAAUGUAAAUUGUUUCAGCAAAAUUCUGCUUUUCUUUUCAUCCCUUUGUGUAAACCUGUUAAUAAUGAGCCCAUCACUAAUAUCCAGUGUAAAGUUUAACACG
Molecule: messenger RNA, 6349 nt
Organism: Cynocephalus volans (Philippine flying lemur)
Lineage: Eukaryota; Metazoa; Chordata; Mammalia; Dermoptera; Cynocephalidae
Gene: ADGRL2
Product: adhesion G protein-coupled receptor L2
Exons: 21
Coding region: 854-5104 (1416 amino acids)
Biological process (GO): adenylate cyclase-activating G protein-coupled receptor signaling pathway; cell surface receptor signaling pathway
Cellular component (GO): plasma membrane
Molecular function (GO): carbohydrate binding; G protein-coupled receptor activity
Source: RefSeq, a predicted model, not a curated record